Penicillium malachiteum is the source of this 750-nucleotide messenger RNA. Its product is annotated as protein kinase domain protein. NCBI's taxonomy places the organism in Eukaryota, Fungi, Ascomycota, Eurotiomycetes, Eurotiales, Aspergillaceae. The record is from RefSeq and is a predicted model, not a curated record. Gene Ontology annotation, molecular function: cyclin-dependent protein serine/threonine kinase activity; ATP binding. Gene Ontology annotation, cellular component: nucleus. Gene Ontology annotation, biological process: protein phosphorylation. The transcript is spliced from 2 exons. The coding region runs from base 1 to 750 and encodes 249 amino acids.
AUGUCUACUCGUAUGUCUGCUGCUCAGCAAUUACUAGAGGCCUUGGAACUUUUAUAUGAAGCUGGGGUUGUACACCGUGAUCUAAAUGAAAGGAACUGUAUGUGGGGGAUGGUUCCUCUGCAUAAUCUCGAUAGGACUGCUAAAUAUAAAGCACUUGGUCGACCACUAAAGGAAGUAAUACCAUGUGUCGACCUCUGGAAGCAUGGAGAGCUUGUUCGGUCUGUUGAAGUCCCUGUGAACUUGCGUACCGAGGCAUUCUAUCUCGGUGACUUUGGUCUAGGGAUGAAACUUGGUGACCCUAUAACUCAACGCGGCUAUCCGCCUGUGCAAUUUCGCUUACCAGAUCGUCUUCAUGGGAAACAUCCAAGCUUUGUCUGCGACAUGUGGAGUUACAUGGUCAUCUUUGCGGAGCUUUACUUUGGCUACCUGCUUUUCCAUUCCUUCCUUGACGGUGGAAUAGUAACUAGUCUUGCCAUAUGUUUGGGUCCACUACCUGAGGAGUGGAAGGACCUUUACACUCACCCUGGACGCCUUGAUUCUUGGUAUGAUCAGCGUCAAACUCCUGAUCCAGAGCAUGAUCUCGAAUCAACAAUUGCAUACUUUCGUCCCGAUGCUGAUCCGACUGAGCGAAAACAUGUGCAAACUGUUAUGUCCAGGGUAUUUACUUACUGCCCAGAAAAGCGCCUGACCGCUACACAGCUUCUGCAGGACCCGUCAUUCAGAGCUAUCAUGGAAAAAUAUGGUUGUUGA